Molecule: messenger RNA, 1227 nt
Organism: Emiliania huxleyi CCMP1516
Lineage: Eukaryota; Haptophyta; Isochrysidales; Noelaerhabdaceae
Exons: 11
Coding region: 1-1227 (408 amino acids)
Biological process (GO): proteolysis
Molecular function (GO): serine-type endopeptidase activity
Source: RefSeq, a predicted model, not a curated record
AUGUACCCCGCCGAGCUCUGGGCAAGCGAGUACGAGGCGGACUGGAAGCACACCACCGAGGGCGACGCCGCCGUCCUCCCGAACCACUUCUCGCACCUCGCUUCGAUCCACAGGGAGAUUCUGGAGGACGGCCGCGUCACCCGCACCGGAUUCGACUGCGACCUCCACGCCGAUGCACCGCUCUCCGCAGCGGGCUCGUCCGCACCGGCCUUGCCGAUGCGGUGGCUGCGCCUGGCGACGCCCCUCUCCCAUGGCAUCUGGACCGGCUGCCUCGACGGAGGAGACUCGACGGUCUCUGAAUGGAGCAGGAACCAGUUCUUCGUUAGGCACCUGGACCGGCUCGACGGGGGAAACUCGUCGACGCCGCUCGACGGCGAGUACGCCUUCAACGCAGCGGCGGGAGGCACAUGCAAGUGCGGCGUGCGGGUCUACGUGCUCGACACGGGCAUUGCGCGGCACGACGACCUCGCGGCACGGCUCUCCACCGGCGGCUUCCCCGACAGCACAGCGCACGACUCGCUCAGCGCCCUCGUCGGGGAUCGCUACGACCCAGCGCGGUGGCAUGCCGGCGGCGUGUUCGAUCCGUCGCCCGCGCGCGGCGCACACGGCACGCACGUCGCGUCGGCGAUCGCGGGCAGCCGCCACGGCACAGCGACGGGUCCGAUGUCGCUGCUGCUGCUGGCGCUGGACUGGGUGCUCGCGGACUGCCUCUCGUCAGGCCAGCGCUGCAUCCUCAACCUCUCUUUUGGCGGCCGGUUCAGCGGCGACCUUCUCGGCUGGUUCUCGAUCCCCGAGUCGGCGCUGUCGGCGCUCGAGGGGGCUGGCGUCCUCGUCGUGGCGGCGGCCGGCAACGACGGCGGCGCCGCGUGCACCUUCUACCCCGCCGCGUCACGCGCGGGCCUCGCGGUCGGCGCCGUGACCGAGCCGGACGAGGAGGAGGAGGGCGCCUCCCACCUCGCCCCUUUCACCAACUUUGGCUGCUGCUCGGACGUGUUUGCGCCCGGCGUCGCCCCGGCGGCGAGCGCCGACCAGCUGUACACCGCCGUCCUCUGCAUGGCCGCCACCGACGUCGUCGCUGACGUCUGCCCGUGCGGCGGCAGCGUGUGCGCCGCCGGCUCCCAAGCGUGCAUCGCCUCGCCGAUCGCAAACUUAACCCGUGCGCGCAUCGCGGGGGAGGCCAGCUGGAGGGCGAGCUUUGGCGCCGACGGGGACGCCGAGGGCGACUAG